AUGACGGAGUCAACGAACGUCAAGAUAAAAACCGAGCGACCUGAUGAAGCGGAAAUCAGGGAGCUGGCUGCGAAGAUGGUGGAAGCCAAUAAAGCGAAAGCGCUGGCAGCUUCGGUAGCCGCCGCGAGGCCGCAGCCCGGUGCACUCUUGGGUGCUCCGGCCGCAGCUGUCGGCGGCCAAAUGGGUAUAUUGAACUUUCUCACUAGAAAACCUGGAACCCAGCAACAGACGCCGGCAGAACCGAGGCCAACAUCCGACGACAAGAAAACACCAGCGCCCGAUGAAGCUAGCUGGAAGGGUCACUUCGGUUGGGACAUGCUAGGUAAAUGUCACAUUCCUUACAUAUAUCGAUCUGGAGAGAAGUACGUGGCGGUCCGGAUGGUGGAGAUCAAACUUCUCAACAAGUACCUGAACUAUCUGCAUGCUGACAUAUACUCUUGUACAUGUAUACGAAGCUACUACAUUACAGAAAUCGAAGCUCGAUUACUGAAUGAAAUUAACAACAGGCAUUGUGAUGGACAGUUUGGACGUGACCCCUUUACGCAGAAGGAUUUAGUAGUGAGAUUAAUGGACGCCUAUGAAUUUUACAAUUUCUUGGAUGUUUGUUAUAACAAGUUAUUACGUGGUACAACAAACAACAAAGAUAAGUGUGGUUUCAUAAGGAUAAAUAAGGAGUCAGUGGUGCCGUAUACGGUGAGGGAUGGACAGAAGUUUGUACCAUUGUUUUACUUUGAAGGUGAAACGGACAAUUUAAAGUUGAAGGCUGAUCAGUUAAAGGGUUGGGACCUCUCUUAUUUAAAAUUCUGUUGUAAGGUUCAGGGCAUAAGGAAUGAAUUAUUUGCUAGUGAGACUUGUUCAGUGAUUAGUUUAACAGACAUUAAAAGUUAUUUCCCACCGGGAACGGAAUUUGAAGAAUAUUGGCCUAACAAAGUUGUCGACUCUCAGCUCCUUAUCUCCGCUAAAGGUGAGAACAUUUUUAUUUAUCUUACCAAAGCUACACUACAACCUUAAAUAAUCAGAAAAAGAAAAAAAAAAUGAUUAGAAAUCUAUCAUAUUAUAUUUUUAUAAUAAGUAUUUAUAUUAUUUAUAGAUUUUUAAUUGAUCUAAAUUUAGAUAUUUAGAAAUUAUUUUAAGAAACAAAUUGUAAAAUUUCUAUUAAGUACUCAGUUUAAAGCGAUGGC
Messenger RNA from Melitaea cinxia (Glanville fritillary), 1181 nucleotides. RefSeq lists its product as uncharacterized. The transcript has a single exon. Lineage: Eukaryota; Metazoa; Arthropoda; Insecta; Lepidoptera; Nymphalidae. The record is from RefSeq and is a predicted model, not a curated record. The coding region runs from base 1 to 1011 and encodes 336 amino acids.